AUGCCCUCACGAAUCAUGCGCUCGUCAGCUGGUGUGGUAAGCUUCGCCUUGGUGCUGGGACUUUGGACGUCAAUGCUUGCGAGCAGUUUUGUUAGCCCACUGCGACUGGGUGGCGCUACUCUGGGAGCUCGAAGAGCUCAGGGGGCUGUGCCUUCGGACGCAGGUGUGGCAGGUGCUGCAGGCGCUGCAGGUUCGACAGGUCCCGCGUUGGGCCUGGUUAUGACGCUGGUCAUCGCAGGUCUCUCUGCGCGAACACAGCGUCAGAGGCACGUCAUAGUGGGCCUCCGGGCAGAAGCAGAAGCGAAGGAGGAAGCAAAAGAGGAAGCGGCGGAAGAGUCAGCUGAGCCCAAUGCCGAGGACGGCCUGAGCCGCAAGAAGAUGCAGCUGAGGAGGAUGAAGGAAGUGAAGAGGAAGAGAAGAAUAAGAAACCUGCCAAGUGGAAAUGCCUUGACUGUGGCAGCAU
Messenger RNA from Symbiodinium pilosum, 463 nucleotides. The record is from the annotation of a GenBank genome assembly. Lineage: Eukaryota; Dinophyceae; Suessiales; Symbiodiniaceae.